Schizosaccharomyces cryophilus OY26 is the source of this 1760-nucleotide messenger RNA. RefSeq names its product F-box protein Pof9. Gene Ontology annotation, cellular component: cytoplasm. NCBI's taxonomy places the organism in Eukaryota, Fungi, Ascomycota, Schizosaccharomycetes, Schizosaccharomycetales, Schizosaccharomycetaceae. Bases 145 to 1506 code for a protein of 453 amino acids. The record is from RefSeq and is a predicted model, not a curated record. The transcript is spliced from 2 exons. Gene Ontology annotation, molecular function: protein binding; guanyl-nucleotide exchange factor activity.
GAAAAAAUCAUCCUAAUUUCACAAACCUUUCCAAGAUCAUAUUCGAUCGAUAGAAAAUUCAUUCAUUUUAUUAAAAUUGAUUGCAUGUUGAUUGCAUAGAAACACCUCUUUACCACUGUCCAUCACUUUGAAACGAAGGCUGUUAUGUUGAGCACUCCAUUGCUACGAUUAUCACCAGAUAUUUUAAUUGAAAUUGGUAGCUAUCUUGAUGCUGAAGACCUUAUUCAUCUAAUUAAGACAUGUAAACGGCUUCAUAAUGUGUUUGAGAACAAAACAGUUUGGCUAAGAUUAUGUAAACGAAUUGAAGGAUUAGUGAACGUUGACAUGACUGAAGAUGCAAAUUAUAAAAGACUAUAUCUAAGAUGGAAGAAGAAAGGAUAUGUUUAUACUUGGGGAGAGAAAAGCUGGAAUCGUUUGGGACGAUUGAUAAAUAAUAUACAUUUUCCUCAUCACAAGCCUAUUGCUUUAACAGGUUCAUUUGCGGUGAAAGCUAUUCAAGUAGCAGUCGGUGGCUACGGAAUAUUUUUGCUGGACGAGAACGGAAAGUUGCGCAUCACUGGAAAACGGACGAAUUCAUUUUCACAAGUCGUACCGGAGUUGGAUCGCGUUUUUUGGAUUCAUGCUGGUCGGGAAUACUGUUUAGCGAUGACUGAUGGGGGUAAUUUAUGGCAGGUAGGCGUGAACUCUACAUUGUGUUUGACAGAGGAAAACGUUUUGUCGGAGUAUAGAGGAAAGAUUACGAUUUUUCGAAGUGGUUGGGACUCUCUUUCAGCAUUCGUCCCCCAAGUAGGCUUCUUACUAUGGAAAACUGGAAAAGAAUUUGAGCCUAUGAGAUAUGAAAUUUUUCGGGGACGAGAACUGUUUGAUGUUUCAGAUUAUGUUCUUUGUGCUGGAUUUAUUAUCUUUACGACAAAAGAAGAAUCGACGGUUUUCCGGUUUGAUCUCGAUGGGAAUUAUGAACAGCAAGCAAAAGAACUGACGAAGUUUCGAAUUCCUAUUCAGGAUGGUCCAUGGAAACUUUUCGGGAGCUUUUAUACCUUUAGUUGUAUCUCUAAUGAUGGUAACACGGUAUACAUGGGGAAUGAAUCUACGAAAGAAUCUGACGCCAAGCCAAUUGUUCACGACUUUUUACAAAAUCAGGGGUUAAAGCAGCUGGCUCAUGGAGAUUAUCAUCAUCUCAUUUUAAAAAAUGAUGGAACGGUUUGGUCCUGGGGAAUGGAAUUGUCGAAUUCUGGUUGUCUGGGAUUAGGAACAUUGCAUAACCAAAUAGGGGACGACGUCUUAAUAGACGUACAUGGUCGUCGAGUGACGGUGCUGAAGCCUCGAAGGAUAUUUCUCAAUGCAACUUGUACUUCAAUCGCUGCGGGCGGCUGGCAAAGUGCGAUGAUGGCGAUUUCCGAUAAGGUGUUACCGGAUGCAAUGGAGCCUGCAAGGAUGACCAGCUUAUCCUUGACUCACCCAAGCGUUCCUGUGUUGCAUUUUCUCCGUAGCAGACGAAAUGACUAGACGCAUGUACAAUCUUUUAUAAACGCGUAUGUCUUUUAUUACAUAAUGAUUUACGAGCGUAUGAGAAUGAAAAGUUUGACACGUUUAUUUGAUGGAUGGAUACGAUUAUGAAUGAAACAGCCAAAUGAUCUACCGCUAAGGCGAAGCCCCGUGGAUUAAACUAUGAAAUUAUAAGAUUCAUUAUCAUUAUAACUUGUAAUUUUUUGUUUUACGACCGAACAAUUUUAUGAAAAGUCGAUAAAAAUAAAAAUAAA